This is a messenger RNA of Juglans microcarpa x Juglans regia, 1791 nucleotides long. RefSeq lists its product as uncharacterized. The record is from RefSeq and is a predicted model, not a curated record. The transcript is spliced from 16 exons. NCBI's taxonomy places the organism in Eukaryota, Viridiplantae, Streptophyta, Magnoliopsida, Fagales, Juglandaceae. Bases 86 to 1447 code for a protein of 453 amino acids.
UCUCUCUCUCUCUCUCUCUCCCUCCCUCCCUCUCUCUCAUGAUGACAUGAUGUUGCUCUGCCGUUAAUUGGUUGGUGGUUUUUGGAUGCGUUUAGGAAACUUGGUUCAACUCUCUCUUUCAACUUCCCCUUUGAUACGACUUCCUUUUGUAAUCAUCUCAAAACCUCUUUCCCUCUCUCUUAUACUUUCUGCGCAUGCUUUGGGUUUCUCUGGAAAGCAAAACACCAAAAAGGAAAUGAAGCCUUUCAAUUCCGCUUCUGUACUGUCAGAUCUAAAGAAUAGGUCGUGCCUCUGCAGUUUCUUAAUUACAGCAUCUUUGAUUUGUGGUGCUUACUUCGUUGGUAAUGCCCUUGUUGCAAAGGAAUACAAAGAAAGAUUAACCAGAUGGGGAGUGAUUCCUGCUAUGCAGAAUAAAUCUAAGGCGUGCAAGAAUCGUUGUGGGCCUUCAGGGAGUGAUGCAUUACCUGAAGGAAUUGUUGUCAAAACAUCUAACUUGGAGAUGCGACCAUUAUGGGGUUCUACUCCAGAAAACAACAAUGCAAAGCCUUCUAUUAACUUGUUAGCCAUUGCCGUUGGAAUCAAGCAAAAAGACUUGGUGAAUGAAAUUGUGAAAAAGUUUCCCUCGAGUAAUUUCAUUGUGAUGCUUUUUCAUUAUGAUGGUGUUGUGGAUGAAUGGAAAGAUUUAGAAUGGAGUGAUCGUGCCAUGCAUGUGUCUGCAAAGAAUCAGACAAAGUGGUGGUUUGCCAAGCGUUUCUUGCAUCCAGAUAUAGUUGCUGAAUAUGAUUAUCUAUUUCUUUGGGAUGAGGACCUUGGGGUUGAGAAUUUUGACCCAAAACGAUAUUUAUCUAUUGUUCAAGAGGAGGGUCUUGAGAUAUCGCAGCCAGCACUUGAUCCUGUAAAGUCAGAGUUGCAUCAUCCAAUUACUGUACGUAGACAUAAAUCAAGGGUGCACAGGAGGUAUUAUAAGUUUAGAGGCAGUGGAAGAUGUGAUGCCCAGAGCACCAAUCCUCCUUGCGUAGGUUGGGUGGAAAUGAUGGCACCUGUGUUCUCAAGGGCAGCUUGGCGGUGUGCAUGGUAUAUGAUACAGAAUGACUUGAUCCAUGCAUGGGGCCUCGAUAAGGAGCUCGGCUAUUGUGCCCAGGGUGAUCGAACGAAAAAUGUUGGUGUUGUUGAUUCCGAAUACAUAGUUCAUUUGGGUCUUCCCACACUUGGUGGCUCGAAUGGUUACAAGUUGGGCAAUGAUUCCGUGGCUGCUCCUCCAAUGGAGAACUUGAGCUCAGAAACACGGGUAUCAUCUGACUCCCACACCAUUGAUCCUAGAUCUCUUGUGAGGUGGCAGUCUUACGUUGAAAUGAAAAUAUUUAAGGAAAGGUGGAGUAAUGCAACAAAGGAGGACAAAUGUUGGGUUGAUCCAUAUGGAAAACCGGUGAACCAAAUCAGGAAUUGAUUUAGUAAUCAAACAGACGUUACCAACAUCAACUUGCAUACAAAUUCAAUUCUGUGAUUCUUACUUCUUUCUGCAAAAGAUGUGGAUACGGACUAUAUAUUGACAAGUAUUUUGGGCUUACAAGGAAGGAGCGAGCUUUGAGUCAGUAAAAGCGUUUCAUUCAUCUGUUUCACAUGGCCAGGCCAGCAGGAGUUACCCAUUUCUGCUGUCCAGUUUUGCUUGUAUCAUUCAUUUAUACACCUCUUGCAGAAUGAGAUAGGGAAGGAAGAUCCAUCUGGCAUGGAAUUUUUGCAAUAAUUGUUGAUAUAUCAAAAUAACAAUUGUAAAUUAUAUUUAUUUUGUGU